CAGUUAACUUCGAUCAAACAUUUAGCAAGUAUUUCACUAGGUUUCGAACCCCUUGCCUGUCUGUGGUUCACUGGUACAUCACGCACAUUCAGACGUCAAGUGAUCGCAUUAUAACAAUGCCAAUAUUACUGCACAAACAACUAACUGAAUGCGGUAACUUAAGUCUCUCUCUAUAGAUCUAAGUUUUUGCGAUCCUCGACACAAUGGCGGGAAGCCCUUCAUCAAAACAUCACGUGGUCCCAAGUAUAAAAGAAAUUCGUGAGAGAAUCAUUGGAUUGGAGAGUCCAUUUUCUCAGCUUGACAUGGGUUUAUUUUCGGGAGCUCCAAAAGCUGCAGUUCUGUUGCCAUUGAUAUUGAAAGAUGACGACAUCUAUAUAAUGCUAACACAACGGUCUGAUAGGAUGACCCAUCAUAAAAGUACAGUUGCACUCCCAGGCGGAAUGGAGGAUCCGGAGGAUAAAGAUUCCAUUGAUACAGCUCUAAGAGAGGCAGAAGAGGAAAUCGGUCUUCCCAGACAUCUUGUCACAGUAUUGGGUAGUAUUACACCAAUCACAGCCCAUCCUGGCACUCUAGUGACACCUAUCGUGGGAAUAAUUCCAGAGGAUUUCAUACCAGUGCCAAAUGAACAGGAAGUAGCUCAUGUUUUCACGAUACCACUGUCGCGGUUUUUAACUACGGACAAUCAUAGAGUUAAAGAGACAACCUAUCAUAAGAUACCCAUAUAUAUACAUUAUUUUGACGACGAAGUGAACUCUCUUACAUUUACUACAUGGGGCGCAACUGCGUGGAUCUGCAUUCAAGCUGCUAUGGUACUCACAGUCAUAGUCUUACUCCUUAUCAGAGCUUUUCGGUUGGCGACGGGAACAGAAUGCGACGUUAAACUUGAUACAUCUAGUUGUGAUUUAACUGUGCGUGGAGGGGGAUUGAUUGGGGAGUACGAUGUCAACGUUAUUGUAUUCCAUACAUAUGGUUCCGAACAUACCAUCAAUGGGAAACAUUUCCCUAUUGAGAUGCACCUUGGCAACAGAAUCAAAUGGGGAAACCCCUUGUGUGCCAUAAUUUCAUAUGUUUCUGUGAUGUUUGAGAUAUCUCCAGGGGAUAACAAGAAAUGGACACGCUUCAUUAAAUCGAUAGAUUAUCCUGCUAGUAUUGAUCAAUUACGCAUACAACAGCUUCUACCAAGGAACAUGAACAGCUUUUACCGUUACUUUGGCAGUCCAACAUGCCCAUCUACCGCUCCCGACGGAAGUGUUCUGAAGCCUACAGAUGAAGUAGCAAUAUGGACAAUAUUCAAGGAUACUAUCAGCAUAUCUGAACGACAGUUGCGGGAUUUUCGAUCUAUAAUGGGGUAUGAUCCACACUACACUGCGACGCCUAAAGAUAUGUUGCCCCUCCAAGAUAUCAAUGGUAGAUCUACAUACGAGGCAUGUGACCAAGACAAAUUCUGCAAUUUGGGGAACGAUAAUAAAGAUACAAACCUGGACAACGCUAGUAAAAUGUGUGACUAUUUCAUCAAAGGAAGGGUUUUUGACAAGUGUGGAUCGGCAAAAUUGCAUCUGGAGGAAAACUCAGGUAUGACUGAAAUUGGACAAGAUCUUAUAAUGUUACAGUUUCCAUAUAACCUAACAUAUGAAGACAAUUCAAAUUGGAAAUUCCUCAUUGAUGUAUUAGACCAAGCAAAACGAGAUGGUAGUGUUGUAGACCUGGAAAUGUUUUCACUUCGCUCCUUGCUGCCAGACAACAUGCAUGAUUUUACAAGCUCCUUUGGUAAUCAAAAUGAUUCUCUCUACUCUGAGUCUGCCAGAUGGUUGGUCUUCGCUACACCUAUUGGUAUUUCAGAGUCUCAAAUGGACAAGAUCAGCAGUGUAAUUAAAUAGAUCAAAACAUUGGACGAUUUAUUAAGUUGGAUUAUCGUAGAGUCAAUGUAAUGCAUGUUAUUUAAAACAGAAUCUACAAAAAAG
Owenia fusiformis is the source of this 1961-nucleotide messenger RNA. NCBI's taxonomy places the organism in Eukaryota, Metazoa, Annelida, Polychaeta, Sabellida, Oweniidae. The record is from the annotation of a GenBank genome assembly.